CAUUUCAACGGGACACAAGUUUGGCGCACUACACUCGCGUAACUUUGCGAUCGGCAAAAGUUUUGAAGUUUGUGUCUGUGCUUUUUGUUAGUUCAAUUAAAUACGGUUUCAUUUCCUGUCAAAUAGACGCCAAUCUCCAUAGACAUGAUGUUUUGGGCAGUUUGUUGUGUCACGUUGGCCGUGGGCAGUGUAUGCACAAGUGCGGCGCCUAGGAGCGAAAUUUCACACCCUAUCGACUGGACCCAGCUGGAAUCAGCACCCGAUGAUGAAAGCGUUGAUUAUGCUGUAUCACCUGGACGCUAUCCUUCAGCCCCCUGGCUCUACCUUCUAGCAGAGGCACCACGUGAUUCACAGAGGCUGAUUCGAGACUUCAACAUUCGACCGAAACGCAAAAUGCCCUCGCUGUCCAUCAACAACCCCAUGGAGGUGCUGCGUCAGAGACUGCUGCUAGAAGUUGCCAGAAAGCAGAUGCGCGAAGCAAACCAGAGACAAGCGGUGGCAAACAGAGUGUUCUUGCAGAAUGUUGGAAAACGAGGUCUUUGGAUGAACUCAGUAUCGUCGCGCUAUGGCAUCUAAGGAACUACGACUCAACCUUCUUCCUUUUCUCUAUUUCUAAAGAAGCUAAACAGUCCAAGGUACCUUUUCUUUGAAAAAAUAAAAUUUAUUUUCUUGUAAACAGGAAAUAAACGCUGAAUACUAAGAUUUGUCUUCCUUAUUGUUAGCCUAAGCUCACUGACGUAUUAACGGCCCGUAAUUUAAUCGCUACUUGAACUGAUAUCAAAAAGUAACAUCUGUCAGAAAUCUGAAUACACACAGUAAGUGAAAGAUAAGUCAAAGCUAUCAAAGACAACUCAAAAAGUUUUAUUAAAAGAAAUAUUAUCUGUUUCUGUUAUUAUUAUUUAGGAAACAAUUUUUUUUUUCUUUAUAUACGUUGCUUAUGAUUCUAAUAUCUUUUUCUCUCAUUCCUGUUGGCCAAAUGUAAAACAGAAAUACAUCGGAAAGGUUUUAUUUGAUUUCAAUAUGAAACCGAACUAAAAACUAAUGUAUCCCCCCCCCCCAUACAUUAGUAGGGGGAGUUUGAACGAAAACUUGUGGAAAUGUGAAAUGAAAACUGAAAACA
Pieris napi is the source of this 1120-nucleotide messenger RNA. It is a transcript of the gene Dh44, whose product is annotated as diuretic hormone 45. The transcript is spliced from 6 exons. The record is from RefSeq and is a predicted model, not a curated record. Bases 145 to 576 code for a protein of 143 amino acids. Gene Ontology annotation, cellular component: extracellular region. Gene Ontology annotation, molecular function: hormone activity. NCBI's taxonomy places the organism in Eukaryota, Metazoa, Arthropoda, Insecta, Lepidoptera, Pieridae.